Molecule: messenger RNA, 2488 nt
Organism: Closterium sp. NIES-67
Lineage: Eukaryota; Viridiplantae; Streptophyta; Zygnematophyceae; Desmidiales; Closteriaceae
Source: the annotation of a GenBank genome assembly
CGCGGAAUAUUCUGCAUAUAUUACAGUAAAUCGUUGUGUCAGUGUCAGCUGAUCCUGCAAAGCACCUAGGGAGUGUCACCAACCACCUAAUCUAGUACUGUCAACGGCAUCACCCUACUGGUGGUGCGAAAGAGUUGGUGGCAUUGCUCGUGUCGCCUCCGCCUAGCUUCCUCUCCUGUCUAAAGUUGCACUCUUGCAGUAUAUUAUACGGACAGAGUGUUUUUUUUUUUUUAGUCUGGCAUUGAAGCUGACGGAAGAAUGGGUUUAGGCGCGGCGAUGGGGGAAGUGCCUAACAACAGCGACGGCGCGCCGAUGGACGUCGAGCAAGGCGUGCCGCUUAACGCGGAAGAUACUAUCGCCGUUCCGCCUGACGCCUCCGAGUCUAAGCGAACGCAAACAAUGUUCGAGGCGGCGGCCUCAGCGCCCGGAACCCGCUUCCACCCGGUGUCUUUGGCGUUCAAGGGCGUGACGUACACCGUGACGCUGGGGCGAGGGAAGGCGAAGACGCAGAAGCUUAUUCUCGACAACCUCACGGGCUACGUCAAGGCGGGCACGUUCCUUGCGAUCAUGGGCCCCUCAGGGUCGGGCAAAACGAGCCUGCUGAACGUGCUGGCAGGCCGGGUCAUGCGGACUGGCGCGCCCACCUCCCUGGGGGGGCAGGUGCUGGUGAACGGGCGGCCGCGGGACGAGAGCUUCCGGCGGAUCUCGGCGUACGUGAUGCAGGACGACCUCAUGUUCAGCACGCUCACCGUGUGGGAGACGCUGCAGACCGCCGCCAUGCUGCGCCUCCCCUCCUCCACGCCCAAGGCGCAGCGCCUGCAGCUCGCCGAGUCCAUCAUUGCGGAGCUGGGGUUGACCAAGGCGAGGAACACACCUAUUGGGAAUGAGAUGAUUCGGGGCGUGAGCGGGGGUGAACGCAAGAGGACCAACAUCGCGGUGGAGAUGCUGUCCAACCCCUCGCUUGUCUUUCUUGAUGAGCCCACGUCCGGGCUGGACAGCUUCCAGGCGCUCAACGUGAUGAGCGCCCUCUCGGACCUCUCCAAGAGCGGCCGCACCGUCGUCUCCACCAUCCACCAGCCGAGAUCCUCCAUCUUCGCCCUUUUCGAGAACCUGCUGCUGCUGAGUGAAGGGAGAAUGGUGUUUUUUGGCGCAGCAUCCGACUCCAUCGACUACUUCGCCCGCCGCGGCUUCACCUGCCCGGAGCACUUCAACCCAGCUGACUACUUCAUGGACAUAAUCUCUGUGGACCGGCGCGACGAGCAGAGAGAGACAGACAGCGUCGCCCGCAUCGAGACCCUGGCUGGAAGCUACGAGCCUUCGCGGGAGGUUCGGCCGGACCUGCACCAGAAGAGUAUGGACGAGCAGGCAGAGGCGGCGGAAGGGAUGAGAUACUCCAAGUAUGCGAGCACGUGGCUGACACAGCUUGCAGUGCUGGCGAGGCGGUCUAUGUGGCAGGUGACGCAGGACAGGCUGCCGAUCAUCAUCGCGUACGUACAGGCGCUGGUGAUGAUGGUGAUGAUCUCCAUCCUCUACUCCAACUCGGACGAGAGCCCACAGCAGAACAUGACAGGCUCGCUAUUCUUCAUCGCCCUCUUCUUGGCCUUCAAUGGGAUUUUCCAGAUGAUCACCACCUUCCCUCUCGAAAAGGGCGUGAUCAAUCGCGAGCGCUCCUCCAACAGUUACCGCGUGACCGCCUACUACCCCGCCAAGGUUCUCUCGGAGUGGCCCAUUCGCAUCGGCCCCGUGAUCGUGUUUGGGCUGAUCGCCUACUGGCCCAUCCAGUUCCAGCGGGUCGCCUCCAAGUUCUUCCUCUUCCUCGUCAUCUCCAUGCUCGAGUUCACCGCUAUGAAUGGACUCGGUAUUGUGAUCGGGUCGAUCGCGCCCACGCCGCAGAUCGCCCUGGCCAUGGGCCCGCUCUUCACGGUUGUGCUCAUGCUGUUUGGCGGCUUCUACGUGAAUCUCGACUCCAUUCCUGUGUGGAUUCGAUGGGUGCGCUACCUCUCGCCCAUCCAGUGGGGCUUCGUGGGGCUCGCAGUCAACCAGUUCUCAGGUCUGACCUUUAGCUGCUCUCCUGCCUGCCCGAGUGGGGACCAGAUUCUCCAGAACCUCUCUAUUGCUAACUACACCGUGGCCGAGGCUAUAGGGUACCAAUGCUGCCUUAUAGUGGGUAUGCACAUUCUCGCAUGCACUGCUCUCAUUUUCAACGGCCCAAAGAUGCAGCCCCUGGAUGCCCUGGGCUCUAAGGCUGUACCAGUCCUUUCUGCUACGGAGGAGGAGACUCCCGAGGCGCUUGCUGCUGUUGCUAGUGGUGGGGAGGGUGGUGAAAAUAGGGGACCCACGGAGGAGGAGAGGGCUUUGAAAGUAGAGUAAAUUGUGUGGUUUACCAUUGCCGUGUUUUUUAUAGCAAGUUUCUGGUACAAUCUAGCUUAAGAAGUCUCUUUUUAUUUGAAGUAUAUCCUUGUGGAAUGAAUAACAAUGUUCGUAUACA